UUAUUAUGUUUUCUCAUAUAAUUUUACAGUAUAGCUUGUUUCGGCUCCAAGGAAUAUAUCUCUUACUCCACCGAUCCGAAUUGCGAAGUUCGUUCAAAGAACGUUAGCUUUUACUUACCUAUAGUUAACUUUAAAAUGAGUUCUAAAGUGGCGAUAGUGACCGGCGGCAAUAAAGGAAUCGGGCUCGCAACAGUCCGUGGACUUUGCCAGAGAUUUGAAGGUAUCGUAUACCUUACAUCGCGCGACGUUGCUCGAGGCGAGAAAGCCGUUUCCGACCUACAGAAAGAGGGAUUAAACCCGAAAUAUCAUCAAUUAGACAUCUCAGACAACAAAAGUGUCGAGGUAUUCCGUGAUUAUAUAAAAGAAACUUAUGGAGGCAUCGAUGUUUUGGUUAACAACGCAGCUAUCCAUUACCCACGAGACUCAACUGUACCCAUAUCAGUUAAAGCUGAACAAACUUUGUUUGUCAACUAUUUUUCGACACUUUCUACAUGCGAAAUAUUAUUUCCAAUACUCCGUGAUGGCGCUAGAGUUGUCAACGUGUCCAGUUCUGCCGGACGAUUGAAUCAUAUACUGAAUCAGGAGCUGCGUCAAAAGUUUGAAGAUCCCACACUAACUAUACCGGAGUUGUCAAACCUCAUGCGUGAUUACGUGGAUGCAGCUAAACUGGGCACUCAUGCUGCUGAUUGGGGGAACUCAUCCUAUGCAGUAUCCAAAGUCGGCUUGAAUGCUUUGACCAAAGUACAGCAGAGACUACUCAAUGAUAGAGAUAUCAAAGUGAACGCGGUGCACCCCGGCUUUGUGGACACGGAUAUGUCAUUGCACAAGGGAACCCUGAGCGUCGAAGAGGGAGCGCGCGGCCCACUGUACCUCGCACUGGACGCGCCCGACUCGGUCCGCGGACAGUAUCUGUGGUACGACACGACAAUCGUGUCGUGGUACGACGGUACACCGAUCGAGAAAUCUGAGACAACUGUGGUGCAGUAAAACUCGAUAUUGACCAAAGAUUUUACACUAUGAAUAUGUCACUAGAGCGUCAAAACUGAGGCGCUCAAAAACGGCUAAUUGACUUAAUUUAAAUGUCGCAUGGUAAACGUUGAAAGUUAUAUGUAUAGUCUGUUUUUUAAUUCCGUAGAAUUCUGACAUUUCUAUUUCCGGUUCCAUUUGUCAGUCACUUUUGAAAUUUCAGUUGCCACAAACCUUUAUUUUUUUUUAAAGGUAUAAACAAAUGAUACCUAAUUAUUGUCUAAAAUGUCGUAAUGUAUUCAAGAAGUUCAGCUAAAUUCGGGUCACUUUUUGCUUGGAUAGGUAGGUACUUAUAACAAAAUGUUUACUGUAUUUUUCAAUAGAAUAAAUAUUUUAAUUGUAAAAAUAUGAUUCAAGAUUGAAUAUAUAACUUAAUAAAUUUAUCAUUUAAUAAAUGUAUGUUU
Molecule: messenger RNA, 1430 nt
Organism: Bicyclus anynana (squinting bush brown)
Lineage: Eukaryota; Metazoa; Arthropoda; Insecta; Lepidoptera; Nymphalidae
Product: carbonyl reductase [NADPH] 3-like
Exons: 2
Coding region: 136-987 (283 amino acids)
Molecular function (GO): carbonyl reductase (NADPH) activity
Source: RefSeq, a predicted model, not a curated record